This is a messenger RNA of Prionailurus viverrinus (fishing cat), 8994 nucleotides long. RefSeq names its product NHS actin remodeling regulator (gene NHS). The transcript has 9 exons. Lineage: Eukaryota; Metazoa; Chordata; Mammalia; Carnivora; Felidae. The coding region runs from base 564 to 5495 and encodes 1643 amino acids. The record is from RefSeq and is a predicted model, not a curated record. Gene Ontology annotation, biological process: lens development in camera-type eye; cell differentiation.
GGAGUGAGAUCCCGGGCGCAGUCGCUCCCCGGGGCGGCCGAGGGGCGCGCGGGGAGAGGCCUGCGCCGGGGUACUUUCAAACUGAGGCGCGCGCACACACUCACACUGAGACACGCGCGCACACACACACACUCAGACAGACACACGCGCACGCACACACACACAUACACACACACACACACAUACACGCCCAUUUAUAUAGGCGGUGGCGGCCGGGGCGGCGGCAGCGGCGGCGGCGAGGCAGGAAUGAUGGAGCUGAGCCAGCCGACCGGGGUUGGAAGCAAGUGAGGAGAGCCCAGGCGCACCCCCCGGAUUUCCGUGCCCGGCUCUUGUCAUCCUACCCAGGGAACGGUGCGCCCGGAGGAGGACCAGGUGGACUGAUUUGCUAGAGGGGCGGGGAAGAGGAGGAGACCAGGUGAACGGAGGAGCCCCCGCUUACCCGGACCGCCCGGUCGCGCCUUUGCCCGACUCCCGCUCCCUCUCCGCCCAGGUGGGCGCGCCCGGUUACCCGCUCGCCAGGGGCUCUUUGAGGAGACCAGAAAGUCGCGGCCCGGCUUCGCGGGAUGCCUUUCGCCAAGAGGAUCGUGGAGCCGCAAUGGCUGUGCCGGCAGCGGCGCCCGGCGCCCGGCCCGGCGGAGGACGCGAACGGAGGCAGCGCCGAGCCGCCGCCGCCCCUGCAGCCGCCCGGCCGACGGGACGAGGCCGUGGCGCCCGGGCCGGAGGAACCUCCCCAUGUGCCCCCCGCGCCACCCGGGCCGCCGCCGCCCGCCCCGACCGACCAGGCGCAGCCGCCGCACGGAGAGGCGCCAGCAGCGGGAGAGGAGAGCGCGGCGGGGGUCGCGGAGGCGGCGGCCGCGGCCGCGGCGGGCGAGGCGUCCUCGGCGGCGGCCGCGGCCGUGCUGCUCAUGCUGGACCUGUGCGCGGUCAGCAACGCCGCGCUGGCCCGCGUCCUCCGGCAGCUCUCGGACGUGGCCCGGCACGCGUGCAGCCUCUUCCAGGAGCUUGAGAGCGACAUCCAGCUGACCCACCGCCGCGUCUGGGCGCUGCAGGGCAAGCUCGGUGGCGUGCAGCGCGUCCUCGGCACGCUGGACCCCAAGCAGGAGGCAGUCCCCGUCUCCAACCUGGACAUUGAGAGUAAGCUGAGCGUAUACUACCGCGCCCCGUGGCACCAGCAGAGAAACAUCUUCCUCCCGGCCACGAGGCCGCCCUGCGUGGAGGAGCUGCACCGCCGUGCCCGGCAGAGCCCGCAAGCCCUGCGCAGAGAACACCGCAGCCGGAGCGAUCGCCGGGAGCAGAGAGCCGCUGUCCCCCUUUCUGUAGUGGCUCCUCCACUGCCAGCCUACCCCCCAGCUCACAGCCAGAGGAGGCGCGAAGUAAAGGACCGGCACUUCUUAACGUUUAACAGCACCCGUUCGCCCUCCCCCACUGAGUGUUGCCACAUGACCCCAUGGAGUAGAAAGUCCCAUCCCCCAGAAGAUGAAGACACAGAUGUCACGUUAGGGCAGAGGCCGAAAAACCCGGUACACAAUAUCCCCUCGACACUGGACAAGCAGACCAACUGGAGCAAAGCACUGCCUCUCCCAACACCAGAAGAGAAAAUGAAACAAGAUGCCCAAGUGAUCUCUUCUUGCAUUAUUCCCAUCAAUGUCACUGGAGUUGGUUUUGACAGAGAGGCUAGUAUACGCUGCUCUCUUGUUCAUUCACAAUCCGUACUACAGCGGAGACGAAAACUGAGGAGGAGGAAAACCAUCUCGGGUAUCCCCAGAAGAGUCCAACAAGAAAUAGAUUCUGAUGAAUCCCCUGUGGCCAGGGAGAGGAAUGUGAUCGUGCACACACAUCCAGACCCUUCCAGCACUGUCAACAGGAGGUCUGGAACCAGGGACUCGGAGUGCCAAACCGAAGAUAUUCUGAUUGCUGCUCCAUCCAGAAGGAGAAUCAGAGCUCAAAGGGGUCAGAGCAUCGCAGCUUCCCUUUCUCAUUCUGCCGGCAACAUCUCCGCGUUGGCAGACAAAGGCGAUGCCAUGUUUACUACAGCAGUGAGCAGCCGCACAAGAUCUCGGAGCCUUCCCCGGGAGGGCAACAGAGGUGGGGAUGCUGAGCCCAAAGUUGGUGCUAAACCCUCGGCAUAUGAAGAGGGGGAGCCUUUCGUGAGUGACCGAGAAAGAAACACUAAUGAUUGCAGUGACGCCCCCAGCAGCCCGAGUGCACAGGAACGCCAGCCUGCUCUGGGCCUGGCUUGCUCUCAACAUCUUCACAGCCCCCAGCACAAGUUAAAUGAGAGAGGGAGGUCGCGUCUAUCCCGAAUGGCUGCCGAUUCUGGCAGCUGUGACAUCUCCUCCAACUCGGACACCUUUGGGAGCCCCAUCCACUGCAUCUCCACGGCUGGCGUCCUCCUCAGCAGCCACAUGGACCAGAAGGACGAGCACCAGUCAUCCAGCGGCAACUGGAGUGGGAGCAGCUCCACAUGCCCCUCACAGACCUCAGAGACGAUUCCUCCUGCAGCUUCUCCUCCCCUCACUGGCUCUUCACACUGUGACUCGGAGUUGUCCCUAAACACGGCCCCUCAUGCUAAUGAGGAUGCCACUGUCUUCGUGACCGAGCAGUACAACGACCACCUGGAUAAAGUGAGAGGCCACCGGGCAAACUCCUUUACCUCCACGGUGGCCGACCUGCUGGAUGACCCCAACAACAGCAACACAAGUGACAGUGAGUGGAACUACCUGCAUCACCAUCACGAUGCCUCCUGCCGCCAGGAUUUUAGUCCUGAACGCCCCAAGGCAGACAGCCUAGGCUGCCCGAGCUUCACAAGCAUGGCCACCUAUGACAGCUUUCUGGAAAAGUCUCCAUCAGACAAAGCAGACACUAGCUCUCACUUUUCAGUGGACACAGAAGGAUACUACACUUCCAUGCACUUUGACUGUGGCCUCAAAGGUAACAAGAGUUAUGUCUGUCACUAUGCAGCCCUGGGCCCAGAGAAUGGCCAGGGCAUGGGGGUUCCUCCUACUCUCCCGGACUGUGCCUGGCAGGACUACUUAGACCACAGGAGGCAGGGAAGACCAAGCAUCUCUUUCAGGAAACCAAAGGCAAAGCCGACCCCACCUAAACGGAGCUCAUCACUGAGGAAGUCCGAUGGAAAUGCAGACGUUUCUGAGAAGAAAGAACCAAAGAUAAACACUGGCCAGCUCCUGCCUCACAGUUCCAGGGAAAUGAAGCUGCCUCUUGAUUUCUCCAACACGCCUUCUCGAAUGGAAAAUGCCAACCUUCCCACCAAGCAGGAAUCUUCUUGGAUGAAUCAGAGUGAACAUGGUAUUAAGGAACCUCAGUUAGACACUUCAGAUAUUCCACCAUUCAAAGAUGAAGGUGCUGACUCAACUCACUAUGCAGAUCUCUGGCUUCUAAAUGACUUGAAAACAAACGAUCCUUACAGAUCUUUAUCUAAUUCAAGCACUGCUACGGGUACCACAGUUAUCGAAUGCAUCAAAUCUCCAGAGAGCUCUGAGUCCCAAACAUCCCAGUCAGAAUCAAGAGCCACCACCCCAUCCCUUCCUUCUGUUGACAAUGAGUUUAAACUGGCUUCACCAGAAAAGCUGGCCGGCUUGGCAUCCCCAUCAAGUGGCUACUCGAGCCAGUCUGAAACACCAACCUCCUCUUUCCCUACAGCUUUCUUUUCUGGUCCACUGUCUCCUGGAGGUAGCAAAAGAAAACCGAAAGUCCCAGAAAGGAAAUCCUCACUACAGCAACCCUCUUUAAAAGAUGGAGCUCUGUCACUGAGUAAAGACCUUGAACUUCCAAUUAUACCUCCCACCCAUCUUGACCUAAGUGCUCUUCAUAGUGUCUUGAAUAAACCAUUCCACCACCGUCACCCACUGCAUGUGUUUAGUCAUAAUAAGCAGAACCCAGUAGGAGAAACACUCAAGUCCAAUCCUCCACCAUCCCUUGCAAUUACACCGACAGUCCUGAAAUCUGUGAACCUUAGGUCCAUCGGUAAGUCUGAAGAAGCUAAACAAAAAGAAGGCAACAAUACAGAUCUCCCCUACUUAGAGGACAAUGCUCUCGCAAUGGCUGCCCUGUCACCAGGCAAGAUGAAGCCACAUUUGGCUAAGAAAUCAGUAUCACGUCAGUACUCCACUGAAGACACCAUACUGUCCUUUUUAGACUCCUCUGCACUUGAGAUGGGACCAGAUAAACUACAGCUAGAGAAAAAACGUACUUUUGAUGUAAAGAAUCAUUGUGACCCAGAAACAGUUACCUCAGCUGGUAGCAAUCUUCUAGAGUCAAGUGUCACAAGAGACCCAAUACCUAUGGAGAGUGAGCCCAUUCCAGAAAACACACCAAGUAAAACUUGUGACUUUCCCACAGAAGGAUUUCAGAGGGUCUCUGUCGCCCGCCUAAGUGAUGUGGAUGGUAAAACACUCCAAUAUGGAGCUGGUGCAGAUGAAGCCCCGGCACAGGCGCAGAAGGCAUCCUCUGCAGGUGGAGAGGAAGCUGCUCGCCUGGAGUCUGCAGAUGUGCUCACAUCUCAGUCGGAUGCACCAACCAGACCCACAGACAUAAGCAAUCCACUUAAGCAUCAACUGGGGACGAGCCGCCACCAUGACCAAGUGCCUGGGAAUAUCAGCUACGAAGCAGAGGUAUCAACUGCAAAUCCAUGCCCUGAAAAACGUUCCGAGCAGGAAAAUAUUGCUUCAGGUAUUUCAGCCAAAAGUGCCUCUGGUAACAGCGGAGCAGAGGAGACCCAAGGAAGUAUGGAGGAGGUUUCACUGAAAGAAUCGUCACCGAGUGAUGACUCUAUGAUUUCACCACUCAGUGAAGACUCUCAGGCUGAAGCAGAGGGUGUGUUCGUGUCUCCAAACAAACCUCGUACAACUGAGGAUUUAUUUGCAGUCAUCCACAGGUCCAAGAGGAAAGUCCUUGGAAGAAAAGAUUCUGGGGAUAUGUCUGCCCGAAGCAAAUCGAGAGCUGCUCUUGGCAGCGGCAGCGCCGGAUCUGUCACUUCGCCCAACAGCAGCGUGACCACGCCAAACAGCCAGAGGUCUCCCGGCCUCAUCUACCGAAACGCCAAAAAGUCCAACACAUCGAACGAAGAGUUUAAGCUGCUGCUGCUCAAGAAAGGAAGCCGCUCGGAUUCCAGUUACCGCAUGUCUGCUACUGAGAUCCUGAAGAGCCCCAUCCUGCCCAAACCCCCGGGGGAGCUCCCGGCGGAGUCCCUGCAGAGCGCCCAUGAGGCCCAUCAGGGGGCCCCUGGAGCCGAGGUGUUGUCCCCGCUGUCUCCAUGCUCCCCAAGAGUGAACGCAGAAGGCUUCUCCUCCAAGAACUUUGCCACCUCAGCAUCCGCAAGGGUCGGGCGCUCCCGAGCGCCCCCCGCAGCCAGCAGCAGCCGCUACAGCGUCCGCUGCAGGCUCUACAACGCGCCCAUGCAGGCCAUCUCCGAGGGGGAGACAGAAAAUUCUGACGGGAGUCCCCACGACGACCGGUCCUCCCAGAGCUCCACCUAGGUGGCCCGGGCCAGGCUGGCUGGCAGAGGCCAGAGCCCUUGGUCCUAAGAGGACGCAGGACCGGUGCGGAGGACUGGGGGGCGGGAGGGGGGAUGGGUGUCAGCACACCACGGGGCACCAUCGGGCACCAUUGCUGCUUCCCAACGAAUUCCUAAACAUUCGCUGGGGAAAUGGAAGCUGGUUUGGUCUUUCUUGAUUAUUUUCCAUGUUUUUAAGUAGCUGCACCGUCUUUCAUAUUUUUCUUUAGUAUAGUUUGAUUUACCCAAUAUCAUUCCUUUUAUAAUACAGAAUUUGAAGAUGUCUGCUUUUCAUGAAACCUAGAAAAAGUUUUCCCAGAGCUGCCUAUUCAAAAAACAAAGCCCUCACUGUCAUAAUUCUUAAGAAGAUGAAAUUACUCUGGAGGUUUGGUAUUUUUUUACAUUAAAAUGAACUACAGCAAAAUUUAGAAGAAAGAACUACACACAUGUAAAUACCAUAUUUUUGAUAAAAAUGUGUAAAUAGAUUUAUCAAUGACGAGUGGACAUGUGGCCAAUUAUCUACUACACACCAACUGUUUAAAAAACACAAGAAAUAAACUGUAAUAAUUGUAUUCUGUGAAUACCAUUUUCAUAUCAAAUACCAUAUUUAAAUGUCCACCAAUAUGAUUUUCUGAGUGAUAAACCUCAGUUAUGAAUUUUAAACUGGCGAAAUAAAGGAAAUCUUGAGGUCAUAUACUGAAACGUGAUUAAUUUAAAUUAAUGAAUUCAGACCUAACCAUUUUUGUGACAAAUUGCAGCACCAAACAAGCAAAUAGUAACACAUGGCUAUGAUUUACCAUGUGGUAAUUUGGACAGAAUGGAAAGCAUGCUUUUGAUUUUUUUUUUUUUUAAUCAAUGAGAAGAAUCAUUCUCAACACAAAGCCCCGAAGAACAGCAUCUGACAGUGUCUUUUAGACUUUUAGUUUUUCAAUGGAUUGCUUUCAGGAGAAUGAAUAGGGAAAACAAUACUUAAUGUUAGGUUAUGUUUUAUAUUAGGCUACUGGGGGCAUAAACAGUCAUAAUCUAAUGACUAUAAACUCCUUAAACAGUGUAGCAAUUAGCUCCAGGUUCUUUAACUAACAAAAAUAAAACAUAAGCAUGCCACAGAGCUAUUGACUUAUCAGUAAGUACCUGCAAUGAGUUUUCAGUGAAGCUUUCUCUCUGUGCUGAUGAGAUUCACGCUACCUAAAAAGUAACAGAAAUGACACUGUGAACAAUAUAGUUGGGAAAUAGGUAUGUGUAUAUGCAUUAUUUAUAUUCGCUGUUAAACUGGGAAUGGGGAACAGCUCUGGUUCACAACACUACAUACAAAUGAGUUUUUGUCUGAUUUUACUGUAUCUGCUUGAUGGCGAAAGGGGAGGGGUGGUGGGUGGGAAAGGAAAUGUCAGGGCGAGUGCUCUGAUAAAAUGAAGGCAGGGAAACAAGCUGAAUUACUUGAAAUUACUUGAAUUUUCUUGUCUUAAAGCUGAAAAAAAGUAGUUACAAGUUGAAAUCUGCAAAUGGUUCUUACACCUCUGAUUUUAACAUGAAAUGAUACUAAUGUUUGAAAUGCUUUGUCAGAAAUAUAAGCAGUUAUGUACUUAGAAUAUGUUUUGAUUGGGACAAGGUAGAAUGUAGAGAGAACUAAGAAGGGAUAUGGCCUAUAAAUGAAUAGAAUGUAAUUAGAAUGAUAGGACAGACCAGAGUUAUGAAGAAAUUGAUAAGCAGCUGGCUUUAAGUUUAUGCAAGUGGUAUUUGGGAAAGUAGGAUGUGUGACAGGGGGUUUGUGGCUUUGGUUUAAUUCAUACAAUAUGAAGGAGAAAGCCUGGUCUAAGAAGAUGCUGUCUUUCGAUAGAAACACUUUCUAAGAUGUUACAGAUUGAAAAUUAGAGAAUCUGAUUGCUGUUGGCUUUUUGUUUGUUUGUAAAGAAAAAAAUGUCUGGCUUCUUCUACUAUUUGUUUUCACUAUCAAAUAAUAUUUCUUAAUUUCUUGUCAUCCUUGUGUGUAAAAUGGGCGCUGGGGGGUGGCGGGGUAGAGGAGGGAGAACGUAUGUGUGUGUGGGUGUGGGUGUUUGUGCUGGGAUAGAUAAGCUACCUGGUAAAGGGUACAUUUGAACAUUUACAAAGUGUUAUACUUUUUACUAAAAGAAAAAUGUUUGGGGGUUUGAAAAAGUGGACCAUCACUUGUCAUUGGAACCCGUUAAUCAAGAAAACCAGCAUGGUUUGACACCACAUGGGAACAUGAAUAACUUUUUCUCAUGCUUUGAAAAGUACACUUGGCAAAAUUUUAAAAAAUAAUGUUUUUAGACAAAUGCGAUAAGAAACCGUCAUUUCCAGUCACAGUAGGUGAUCUUUUGUAAUUUUCAUAAAAGCAGUUCGUUUGCAGUAUGGCUUUUGUGUAGUCAGGGGUUUUUUAAGCGUAAAGAAAGGUAUGUGGGCUUUAAAAGUGAUUCUAAAUCUUGGAUAGGAAACACAUGAAUUGGCUUUAAUAAAUGUCACCUUUUUAUUAUUGACAUCAAUUUAAGUAAUGGUACCAUAUAUUUUUUAAAAUACAUACUGACUUGAAUUGUGAGGCAAUAAGAUUCCUUCUAUAUGUAAUGAUCACAGAACUAACCCUUAUAAUAUAGUUUUACUUAUUUUGUUUACUCUAAAAAUCUAUAGCAGAGUUUCUCUAUUUUAUAUUUCAUAGAUUAAAAAAAAACCCAAAUAAUGAUGGAUUUUAAAUUCACUGUGGAAAGAGUAUUGAGCAACAAACUGAGUUUAAAAAAAAAAUAGUAAGAAAUUCCUUAGUAAUCUGGAAUAUUCUACAUGGCUUUAUUACAUAGCAUAUAAAACCAAGAAUUAGAGGGCUGUCUUCAACAUCACUGCCGUUUUGAAGCAGGGUACACACAUUAGGUAUCGUGAAAAACAUCAAUCCAAACUUUUCUUCUGUUGUUUGCACUGAUGCUAAUUUUUUGUUCUUUUAUGUUUAUGCAACAUGUCUAUGUUGUGUGGGGGAAAUUUUUUUUCUUUCUUUUUUUUUUUUUUUGGCUAAGUAGAGGACAUGGACUAGUUGUUGCAAACCAAACACACGGUUUGCUCUUGCCAAAGGUCAGUGAGUGAGUCGAUUUGCUGCAGUGACGGCCGACUUAGAGAACUAGAUGACGACAAAGAUUUAAAACUAUAAAGAAGGUUACAGUGUAACUAUUUUGGUACUAGAACCAGUUCAUGCUGGCCAAAAAGACAAUGGUUUAUGGACUUGCAUCCAUUUUGUAUUUUUGUAAUAUUUGUAAAUAUGAACUUUUUAAAUUGUUGCAGAAAUGGUUUCUUUUGUAAGAUGUUUUCAACGUUUACAUUCAAUUCAAGCCUUUGUAUAUUUUAGAGCUGUGCAACACUUUAAGUCUUGUAUUUAUUUUUAGUAAAAAUGGUGACAGUUUCAUUGUGAACCCCUCUCAAAAAAAUGUACCAGAAAAGUUUGAUUACCUAGAAAGUGUGUAUAGAAACUGCAAAUAAACGUGACUGCA